Xiphophorus couchianus (Monterrey platyfish) is the source of this 1459-nucleotide messenger RNA. RefSeq names its product gem (nuclear organelle) associated protein 6 (gene gemin6). The record is from RefSeq and is a predicted model, not a curated record. The coding region runs from base 511 to 1086 and encodes 191 amino acids. The transcript has 4 exons. Lineage: Eukaryota; Metazoa; Chordata; Actinopteri; Cyprinodontiformes; Poeciliidae. Gene Ontology annotation, biological process: spliceosomal complex assembly; spliceosomal snRNP assembly. Gene Ontology annotation, cellular component: nucleus; SMN complex.
GCCACAAGGGGGCAGCAUCCUGUCACCUGUUGGCUACUCACUGAACCAGACUCCGGAUAUUUCCCGCUAAUUUAACAACUUCCGCCAGUUAAUCAAACCCAUUGAUCUAUGCCUGUGAUCACACGAAACAAACACCACGGACAACACCUGAUGACACGUGCAGCAGAUAAUUUGCAGUGAGCAGAGCCGAACCGAUGCUGCAACACAUCAUCAUCAUCAUCAUCAUCCUGAUGGAGGAGCCGCGCUCCCACUCAGGCUGCUCACGUCUUCCAAGCAUCAUUUAAACUCUACCUUCUACAUGGAAACAUGCAGGUUCUGCAUGUCACAUUGAUUCUGACUCUGGGAAUACAAACACGUUUUCGCCACAGCAUGCUGGUAAUGGGGCAGCAGCGGCUGCUUGAGGAGCAUAAAGCGGAACUCUUGUGUUUGCCGUGUUUCCUGCGGACGCCUGCAGAGCGGGACCGGUGUUCAGAAGAGGGCUGAUGACCGACUACUGAUCAGAGGACCGUGAUGCAGUGCGGCUGGCUUCAUUCAGGUCCGCAGUUGUGGCUCCGGUGCGUCCACAGACAGGUGAGGGUGACGGCGGGAAAGCAGCGGGAGGAGCACCGCGGCUGGCUGCUGACCGUGGACCCGGUCUCCCACAGUGUGGCUCUGGUGAGUUUCGGGGAGGACGGUGCGUCGGUCCGGGUGGUUCUGGGUCACGCUGUGGAACAUGUGGAGGUUCUGCAGGAACCGGACCCGGACACGGAGGAGCGGCUCCGCUCCCUCCUCCCGCCUCCGGAGACCGGCGGCCCGGAUCCGGGCGAGCGACGCCGGAGGAGGUCCGGAGUCCGCCGCUGGCUCCAGCAGAACCGGGUUCCGGUAGAGGAGGAUGGGAACGAACUUCGGGUCGCCCGUGUUCUGACCAUCCGGGCCCCAUAUCGACCCGACGACUGCAGCAGCGCCAACCAGAUCAUCCUGGACCGGGUCCAGAGACUGCUUCGGGUCCAGCCCGACCCGGUUCCUGAUUCUGACCCGGUUCUGGAGACCAGCCCGGCUCCAGAGACUGCUCCGGGUCUAGAUGGACCCAUUCCAUCUGGGCAUUGAGACGGAUCCAGAGCGGUUCUGGUUCAGUCUGGAUCCAGUUCCUGUUUAACUGGCUUUAGAUGAGCCGUCUGGUACCAAACAGGUUUCUGAACCACAGUCUGGAUCUAUCAGAAGCUCCUGAACAGAACCAGGUGGAAACGGGUGUGCAUGGCCCUUUAAAUCUGAGGGCUGAAGCCCCGCCCCUUCCUGCUGGUCUCCUCCAAUCAGCUGAUCAUGAAUCAGUUUAGUUUGAAUCCUUUCAAACCAAACUGACUUUCCGUUCCGGUUGUGUUUCUCUGGACCUCCUGUCAGCUAGCUGGGUUUAAAGUUCUGCAGAACUGGGCCAUGGACAGUGCGGUCCUGAUUGAUCCAAUAAAUCAGAUUCUACCAUUAA